This is a messenger RNA of Cladophialophora bantiana CBS 173.52, 1035 nucleotides long. RefSeq lists its product as uncharacterized. The transcript has 2 exons. Lineage: Eukaryota; Fungi; Ascomycota; Eurotiomycetes; Chaetothyriales; Herpotrichiellaceae. The record is from RefSeq and is a predicted model, not a curated record. Gene Ontology annotation, biological process: transcription by RNA polymerase I. Bases 1 to 1035 code for a protein of 344 amino acids.
AUGGGCAGGACCGUCGACGCAGCACGGAAUACCGUACUGAGUGAAGAACGAGUCUACGAUUCAAGUGACGAAGACGAAAAUGAAGUCCCAUCUGAGCAGGAAACCGCAAUAUCAAAGUCGAAAUCAUCCCCAUUGGAGGCUCUAAAUGGGAUCGAUACCGACGAGGAAGAGGAAACGGAUGAAGAAGAACCAGGAGUCGAGAAGUCAAGCGAAGAGAAUGGGGAAGAUGACUCAGACGAGGACUCAGCGUCAAGUUCUUCGUCUAGCCGAAAGAGACGGUCCCCAGAAACUCCAGAGAUUCCAUCCAACAAGAAAGCUAGGACUGCUACCAGGGACAAAGUCAGCAUCCCUCCAAAGCCCUUCAAACCGCCGAAAGGCUACGAACCGCUCACGUGGUCGGCAUCGGACUUUGCAUCCGACAUGGAUCUGUUUGGCGAUUUGUCCAACAAGCAAAUUUGGCACAUUUCUGUACCCGAGUCAGUCUCCAUCGACUCCAUCAAAGAGCUCGACAUUGAGGCGGUGCUGAGAGGACGACCGAUCCUGAGCCGGAAUGGCGUCGACUACGGCAUGCACGCUCUACCGUCCAAGGACAAUGUCAUUCUCCUGCCUCGCGGCUCUGACGCAAAGUACAAACAAUGCGCCAGGAAGAUUGAAAGGAGCUUCUCCAUGCGAGAGGUUUCCAAAUCCCAGUCAGUGGGAGAUACGCCGGCGGUCUUCACGGCGACGCAGACUGGCGCGCCCAAACAGAUCCGAAAACAACCCGAAGGACUCAAGAUGCGGUAUAUGCCUUAUGGAGUCUCUCCCACACAAGAGGAUAGACCAGAUGAUGUGGAGAUGCGUGAUACAUUGCAAGUUCCACCCGACUUCGACGACGAGGCGUCGUCUCCCCCGGCACAGUCUAGAAAAGCGCGACAGAAACAGACCAAUGGAGAAGCAGGCAACGAAAAGAGUCCGGAGAAGAAGCUGCGGAGUGCAGACACGCCAGCCUCGAGCGAGAAGAAGAAGAAAAAGAAGCGGAGGCUGGCAGAUGAGUAG